Molecule: messenger RNA, 3213 nt
Organism: Planococcus citri (citrus mealybug)
Lineage: Eukaryota; Metazoa; Arthropoda; Insecta; Hemiptera; Pseudococcidae
Gene: Ttc7
Product: tetratricopeptide repeat domain 7
Exons: 16
Coding region: 256-2724 (822 amino acids)
Biological process (GO): protein localization to plasma membrane; phosphatidylinositol phosphate biosynthetic process
Cellular component (GO): plasma membrane
Molecular function (GO): protein binding
Source: RefSeq, a predicted model, not a curated record
UUCAUUUCAAUGUUUUUUUUUAUCCAACAAAAUUCAUCAUAGCUCUUUGGGAUUAUUAUGAUUACAAAAAAAAUUUCGAUCAGUGAAAAAUUUUGAUUACUUUUAUCAAAUUUCUUUUCUUUUCAGAAACUUAAUUCAAUCAAAAUUUAAUUCAGUAUUCCACUCUCCUAUAAUAAUUCGAUUUCAACCAGUUAUGAUAAAUCAAAGUUGUUUCAAUUCUAGUUAAUAUAAUCAAUAAAUUCACCAUUCGAAACAAUGGCUGGAAAAACACCCAAGGGUAAAGUCGUCGUUGAAAACGAUAUCGAGAAAAACAGGGAGGAUGGAAACUGGAACAGAGUAAUCGAACUAGCAGAUUUAUUAAUCAAACCGAAACCUCCCUUACACAGUUUCCUCGUUGGUGAAGCUAAACUCGAAAGUUACCUAGAGAAUAAUCCACCUUUAGAGAAGAAUAUCAGUAAAGCUCGAAUCGGACUAGCCGAAGCCAAACAUUACCUCUCUGAAGCUAUAACCGAGCAAGGAGAUAAAUGUGGAGUAGCUCUCGAUGGUCAUUUAUUACUUGGCAAGGUGCAAUACGCCUUGGGAGACUACGAAGGAGCCUUAAAGCAUUUCGACGAAGCUGAUUUACAAGGUUUGACUGAGAAAACUCUGGCUCCUCGAAGUAUUCGCAUCAUAGCCGAAUCUUUCGCCAUCAAAGGUUUAUGUUCGGAAAAAAUGCCACCCCAGACGACUGCCAGAAACGCUCGUUUAGAAUGGGUCGAACAAAUCAAACACUGCUACGAAACUGCCAGCGAUCUAGGUCUGCUGUAUUUACAACAACAAGACAAACAACACAGUCUAAACGUAAACGCAAUCGUUUCAACCGCAACUACCGGAUCACAUUCUCCACAACCGAGCAGUCAUUCGGCGACGCAUUUGAGCGUAUUGAUUGAAACCGCUAUUCUAAGGACCCCUAUUUUCUUAAUCGAACACGGACAAUUAACCGAUGCAGUUACAUUUUACAGAAACAUGUUGUCCGCUGUCGAAGCUCCAGGAGCGCAUGUUCUUCGAUUAACACUAUGUCGUCAAUUAGCUGAAAUUUUAUUACGUGGUAUGGUCGGAAAUGCGUACGUUCCUCCAGCAGAUAACAAAAAAACACAAGCUACUCCGUGGAAACCUAACAAAUACACUGGACUGAAUAUAUUCUGCCCGCGGAACGAAUACGAAGAAAUCAUUUUACUGCUUUUGAUCAGUGAAGCCAUGGCCGCUAAAAACGCUGUCCUGAGUCAGUCGCCGGAAUUCAAAGACGCCAGAUCGAGAGCCUUUACGAAUGCUACCGUCGUUUAUGAUUUACUCACCGUGGCUUUAGUUCGUUGGAAACAGUUCUCAUUAUUACAAGAGUCUUUCGACAGAGCUAUGAAGUUUUCCAGCGACGAAGCUCAUAUUUGGAUGCAGCAUGCUCUCUGUUUAGACGCUAUAGGUCAAUAUAGUCGAGCUUUCGACAUGAUGAAGGAGGUAAUUCGUUUGAAAAGUAACGAAGUCCAACCUAAACUGAUCGCUGCUCGGAUAGCUUAUCAUCAUUUGAAUAAAAUCGACGAAGGAUUGGAAUUAAGCCAGAAGGCGUUAAACUGCGAUAUUUCGAAUCCACAUUUGCUCUCUAGAUGCUACUUAUACGUGGGUAUCGGUGCUCAUAGCAAAGCUGCGCUUCCACUGGUGAAAUCUGCUCGCGAUAAAUACCACAGAUUAGCUCACGAUUCUUUUCUCAAAGCUCAUCAGUUAGAUACGAACGAUCAUCUGGCCAAGUAUUACCUUGGUCUUCACGCCGCAUUCCAGUAUCAGAUCUCCGAAGCUGUAAUACACGUCAAAGCAGCUCUCAACUUGUAUCCGGAGCAUUUACCUUCGCUGCAUUUAAUGAUCCUUUUGCUCACUGCUCAAAAACAAAUGAAGGAGGCUUCGGAAUUACUGGAUUUCGCUUUGCAAGAAUAUCCGGAUAGUAUUUCUUUGCAUUUUUUGAAAAUUCAUCUCGAAUUACAUUUGCAAAAUAACGAAACUGCUUUAAUGAUCGGUAAACGUAUGCUAUCUUUAUGGAAAACCACCUCGAGCUCUCAAAUCAGCUCGGAUCAUUCAGAUAGCCGAUUUCUUCCGGUGGAAUUCUCAGAUCGCGAAUCAAACUCGAUGCACGCCACUCAAACCUUCUCCAUAGCGAAAAUAGAUCAAGCCUUGUCCGACGUCGGAGCUUCGUCAAUCAGCUCAUCAAUGAGAAAACCAACCAGUGGCCAUAAUACGUGGACUAUGCAACAUAAAAUCUGGCUCUUAUUGGCCGAAAUAUAUCUAGAACAAGAUCAAUUAGCCGCUGCAACGAGCUGUUUGCAAGAAGCCAUCAAUAUUUACUCGAAUUCUCAUUACAUUAUGUACAUGAAAGGAAGAAUACACGAAUACAAAAACGAAUUCAACGAAGCCAGAUUAGCGUACGGAGGAGCAUUCUCGCUGAAUCCUUGCCAUUUGAAAAGCUUACAACAUUUGGGUUUGAUGUGCCAUUACACCGGAAAUCAAAGAUUAGCCGAGAAGAUUCUUCGCUACGCUGCUAAACUAGAUCCCUGGUCAUCUCAAACUUGGUACAAUUUAGGCAAAGUUUUAGAAUCGGCCGGAGAAGCUCAAAGUGCCACCGAUUGUUUGGCUACUGCCCUACAUACUGAAACUAUUAGUCCGGUGCUGCCCUAUAACACAAUCCCUAUCACUUUCGAGUGAAGUGUUUUCGAUCAAUGAUUAUUUAAAUUGUUAUAUUAAUAUUCGUAUUAGCGACGGGUUUUUUGGUAUUCCGGUAAAUUUGUGAUAGGAGAGGGGUAAACGGGGUUAAUAUUUUCAAAUACUCAAUUAUUAUGUUGUACUACAAGAAAAAAAACGGAUAAAAUACUGGAAGUUUAUAAUAACUGCCUUCAAAGUCCAUGAUUUCUUUUCUAAGACUAAAAAGCUUCCAUUCGAGUCAAAAAAAAUAAUAAUACAGAACAUAUCCGUUGAAUUAUGUAUAGUUUUACGUAUAUUAUUACCUUUAUAUAGUUACCAUAUUGUAAUUUAUUUAAAAUCUUUUUCUUUCCAAUGUACUAUUUAUAAGGUAUAUUUAUUUUAAACGUUUUUCGGAUCCAAUCCAAGUUGUUUCAUUUGUACAACGAUAUCGAAUAAGUAAUCGUAACAUUCGGUUCUGUAACAAUUCCAGUACCAUAAAUUAUUGUGAAAUCA